This is a messenger RNA of Mastomys coucha (southern multimammate mouse), 2796 nucleotides long. RefSeq names its product transcription initiation factor TFIID subunit 7-like. Lineage: Eukaryota; Metazoa; Chordata; Mammalia; Rodentia; Muridae. The coding region runs from base 776 to 1966 and encodes 396 amino acids. Gene Ontology annotation, biological process: transcription initiation at RNA polymerase II promoter; RNA polymerase II preinitiation complex assembly. Gene Ontology annotation, molecular function: RNA polymerase II general transcription initiation factor activity. Gene Ontology annotation, cellular component: transcription factor TFIID complex. The record is from RefSeq and is a predicted model, not a curated record. The transcript has 2 exons.
CCCAGGGAGGCCGCGAGGCCCGCGGAGGACUGUGGAGGACUAGGGAAGCCCACGGCGGCCCACAGCCCACGGAGGACUGUGGAGGACCAGGGAGGCCCGCCGAGGACUCGGAAGGACUAGGGAGGCCCAUGGGGGACUGUGGAGGACCAGGGAGGCCCGCCGAGGACUCGGAAGGACUAGGGAGGCCCACGGGGGACUGUGGAGGACUAGGGAGGCCUCACGGACCGCGGAGGACUAGGAUUAGGAAGGCCCACGGAGGACUGUGGAGGACCAGGGAGGCCCACGGAGGACUAGGGAGGCCCACGGAGGAUUGUGGAGGACCAGGGAGGCUGCAAGGCCCGCAGAGGACUAGGACUAGGGAGGCCCGCGGAGGACUAGGACUAGGGAGGCCCGCGGAGGACUAGGACUAGGAAGGCCGGCGGAGGACCCUGGAGCACUAGGGAGGCCCACGGCGGCCCACGGCCUGCGGAGGACUGUGGAGGAUCAGGGAGGCCCACGGAGGACUGUGGAGGACCAGGGAGGCCCACGGAGGACUGUGGAGGACCAGGGAGGCCCACGGAGGACUGUGGAGGACCAGGGAGGCCGCAAGGACCGCGGAGGACUAGGAUUAGGGAGGCCUGCGGAGGACUAGGACUAGGGAGGCCCGCAGAGGACUGUGGAGGACUAGGGAGGCCCGCGGAGGAGUAGAUGCAAAUAGAGGACUUAGGAAAGGAAGGUCGAACCCAGGCCACACAGCCUCACAUCAGUUCUGGCGCGGAUAAGCCAAAGAGCCAAGAUGAGUGAGAGCCAAGAUGAACUUCCUCACGAACUUGAGAACCAGUUCAUAUUGCGUCUGCCCCCAGAACAUGCAUCAACUGUCAGAAAGAUCAUACGUUCUGGCAAUGCGGCCAUGAGAGAUAAACUGAAAAUUGACUUGUCUCCUGAUUCACGGCAUGCCAUUGUUCAGGUAGAUGACGUCUCACUGUCUGCCAAAGUUGUUGAUUUGCCUUGCGUAAUUGGAAGCCUGAAAACGCAUGAUAGGAAAACCUUUUAUAAAACAGCAGAUAUUUCCCAGAUGCUUUUGUGCAGCGCCGAUGGUGAUCGCCACUCCUCCCCAGAAGAACCAGCUACUUCUGCAGGUGCUACUGUAGUGGGAAACAAAAGGGAAGCAGAGGAAAAAUAUAUCUGGAAGCACGGCAUUACUCCACCACUUAAGAAUGUCAGAAAUAAACGGUUUCGGAAGCCAACAAAAAGGCCCCCUGAUAUGAGGCAAAACAAAGAAAGCUGUAGUGGCUACAUUGAUUCUAAAGAUGUGGAAAAGGAAGUGAAGAGGCUGCUGUGCUCAGAUGCUGAAGCCAUCAGCAGCCGAUGGGAAAUCAUUGUUGAUGAUGAAACCAAGGCAGUACAAAGUCAAACCUGCACUCCACAUCUUCCAUUGCCCUCUGAAGCAGGUGAUCAUACUUCAUCAGCAUGUGCUAUGCCUCAGAGCACAUCCAGUGAUUCUAGCAGUGGCAAAGAUGAUCAAGAGAAUAAAGAUGAGGAGGAGGGAGAGGAGGAAGAAAAAGAGGAGGAAGAAAAAGGAGAGGAGGAGGAGGAAGAGGAUGAGGAGGAAGAUGAGGAGGAUGAAGAGGAAGAGGAGGAGGAGGAAGAAGAGGAGGAGGAAGAGGAAGAAGAGGAAAAUGAUUCUGAAGAAGACCUGGAAAGAGAGCUACAAGCCAAGUUUAUUGAGUUUAGCUUGUGCGACACUAAUGAAAUCAGCAGUUCGAUAAUUCUGGGAAUUCAGAAGCUGAUUCAGUCCAAGGAGAAAAAGCUCCAAGAGAUUAAGGGCAAAGCACAAAGACAGAAAGAUCUCCUCAGAAAGUUGGAAAACCUGACCCUUAAGAGUCAUUUCCAGUCUGUGCUGGAACAACUCAAGUUACAGGAGAAGCAGAAGUAUGAACAGAUCCUUUUCCUACAGGAGCAACUGAAGUAUUUUUUAAAGAAGUAAGAAUUUGAAUCCAUAUCUAGACUGAAGACUUGGUGAAACUGUGUUUCCCUCUGGUUACCUUAUCUUGAAUUAAUUGUUUUUUGUUUCUUUGAACAUUUCACUGAUUGUAGUAGUUCAAGAACUUAUAGUAUUUCAACAAGUCAUGUUGAAAAGGCAGUAUAAAAAAUGUGAUAACUUAAAGGGUCCCAAUUGAUCGUGGGCUUCUCUUGGUUAAUUUGAGAACUCCGUGAAUUGCUUCUGUGUUACGAUUUUAUCAUUUUAGGUAGCUGUGCUUGACAAAGGGAGACAGUCUAGCUUGUGAGGACUACUAGCUUGGAUACAUUUAGACUGUUCAAGUAUUCGCUACAACAUACAGAAAAGCCAGUUUUCUCUGCGUGGCAGCCCAUAUCUCUAUAAUCUUGGCACUUGAGAAGUUUAGGCAGAAUGAUUCAUAAUUCAAGGCCAGCCUGGGUUACAUAGCAGCUUCCAGGAUACACUGAUUUAUAUAGAUCUGCCACAAAACAAAGAAUCAAUACUAGAUUCUGUUAAGGUAAAGGCUGCUUUUCUGAGCAGAGAUUUUUUUCUUUGUUCUUUCCUUACAUGUAACUGGUUUUUGUUCAUUAAUUAGCAGUUGCAGCAUAGGUAGUGUUAUUGUAAGUCUCUGUUCUAAGCCCACUAGAAAAGAUUAGGAAAAGCCAGAUGCCUGUAAUGCCUAUGCAGACUUUCUUACCAACCCUGGGCUGCUGGGAAAUGUUUUAAAGCUUUAUUUACAGUCUAUGUUCUUUAAGCAAAAAAAAAAAAAUAAAAUAAAAUAAAUCCUUUUGAAUGAGAAUAAAAGAAUCACUACAGAC